Laetiporus sulphureus 93-53 is the source of this 2360-nucleotide messenger RNA. RefSeq lists its product as uncharacterized. Gene Ontology annotation, cellular component: cytosol; mitochondrion. Lineage: Eukaryota; Fungi; Basidiomycota; Agaricomycetes; Polyporales; Laetiporaceae. Gene Ontology annotation, molecular function: glucokinase activity; mannokinase activity; D-glucose binding. The record is from RefSeq and is a predicted model, not a curated record. Bases 387 to 2033 code for a protein of 548 amino acids. The transcript has 11 exons. Gene Ontology annotation, biological process: intracellular glucose homeostasis; glucose 6-phosphate metabolic process; glycolytic process.
ACCUUCACCUUGUGCUCAGGCUCCCUUCCUAAGCACACUUCAGCCCGGCGCGAACGUCUGCAAGGUGGUACGCGUCCGAAUCCAAACCUAACACAGAUAGCAGCGCCGAGCAUGUGCUACAACGAGCUGGGCGACUGCGGGGAUGACAGUCGUGUGGCCUGGACGCGGCGGAUCUUGACGCACGCCGUGGUGUCUCCGGAGAAUAAGACCGAGAGCGAAGGAGACAACACAGGUCUCACCCUAGAGCGUGGUACGCAGGUGAGGAGACGUUGAUACUGGCCCGAGCAGGACGGCUGGACGCGCGAGGGAAGCGUGGGCGCAGUAGUGAAGCAGGCGAGCGAUUAAUGAGCAGCGAUCGGCCCCCAUCCGGGCAGCGCACGUGAUCAAUGUCCUAUGUCAUAAGGGAGGGGGCGUUCAAACCAUUCAUGCGCACUGCACUCACUCUCAGCACAUCCUCCCAUCUCGCUUGCCAUAUCACUCUACCCCCCGACCCUCAUACCCAUGUUCAAAACCACCACAGUUUCACGCUCGACCAUGACGCGCUCGUUAAGAUUACCCAGCAAUUCCUCGAUGACAUCCGACUCGGGCUGGGAGAGUACAAUCAUCCAAUGGCUAUGAUCCCCACAUUUGUGACCGGCGUACCAGACGGUUCCGAGACUGGCACAUUUCUCGCUCUUGACCUAGGCGGUACCAAUCUGCGGGUUUGUGAAGUCACGUUGCUCGGAAAUCACCAAUUCCGUAUCCGACAACAGAAGUACAGGGUGUCAGAAGCUCUAAAGACUGGCGAAGCAAGCGCACUAUUUGACUACCUCGCCGACUCCGUCGACGCCUUCCUCACCGAGUUCUCCAGUGCCGUCUCUUCUCCCACCACGGCCGACAUUACAAAUCCUUUCGAGCCUUCCACUCCACUUUCCGUUCCACUAGGCUUGACAUUUAGUUUUCCUGUGGAACAGACGGCGAUAAAUGAAGGGAAGAUUCUGACGUGGACGAAAGGCUUCUCGGCAAAAAACGCAGUUGGUAAAGACGUUGUGCGCCUGCUCCAGGAUGCGUUCGACAGGAAGCACCUGCAUGUGCGCUGCGUUGCGCUUGUGAAUGACACAGUAGGGACCCUUCUGUCGCGUGCGUACGCUGCUGGGUCAUGCUUACUCGGCGCAAUUUUUGGCACUGGAACCAACGGUGCAUAUGUCGAGAAUGUCGAAAACAUCACCAAGCUUGGUAACUCUCCAGCACGCCAAAAGGGUGGGCUUAUGAUCAUCAAUGCGGAAUGGGGCGCGUUCAACAACACUCGUUCAAGACUCCCCACGACUUCCUAUGAUAACAAACUUGAUCGAGAGUCGAUAAACCCGCGCAAACAGGCCUUCGAAAAGUUCAUUUCGGGAAUGUACCUCGGCGAGAUCACUCGGAAUAUCCUGCUUUCCUUUAUCGAUGCCGCGCCGAAGCCACUUCUUUUCAAUGGGAAUUCGAGCGAGCCGCUAAACACACACUAUGGACUCGACACGGCGGUAAUGAGCGAGGUUGAGAGCGCGUGGGAGCUGGGCCGCACCGACGCCGCCAAGGUGAACGGCGCCAACGGACACGUACCGAAUUGGCAAAGCGUCCACUUCACGGACGUAAAGGCACUAGGCAAGGACGACAUUGCGCGGCUAGAGCGUAUCCGGGAGAUCCUGAUCCAGAGGCUGCUGCUCGUCCCGGAGAACGUGUCCUUGCGCGAUGCGGCGAUUGUGCGGUGGACGGUGUCCCUUGUGGCGAACCGGGCGGCGAGGCUCAGCGGGACCGCUGUCGCUGCGGUUCUCGUGCAAACGGGCAAUGCGAAGCUCGGAGGGGGAGCGCCGGCACCGAAGGAGAAUCUCAUCAUUGGUGUCGAUGGCAGUUUGAUUCAGCACUAUCCGAACUUUGAGGCUCGGCUGCGCUCUUCUCUCCGGUCCUUGGUGGGAGAGGCGGUGGAGAAGUGCGUCGAGAUCGACUUGGCAAAAGACGGAAGUGGUGCAGGAGCCGCGCUUUGUGCUCUGCAAGCCAUUAAACAGGGUUUAUAACCAACUUUCCUCUAGCCAGCAUCACAAGGAUCAUUCCAAUACAUACAUCUAGUUUCCACCAGCAUUGUUGAAUACGCUAUUCCUCAGAUUAUCGACUUAGAGGAACAUCCAGGGCAGUUGCCUUAUUUCCCGCUGUUGUUUUAGCUGUCUGUCCUAGCCGACCGCUUGCAGUAGUACAGUAUACCGGGUCUAUAGACGCGUUACAGGUAGACCGGACGGACAUAUGAUCACGUUCAAGUGUAUGUACAUUACUUUCUUCUGUUCGUAAUAGCGUGAAUUGUUUCUUUGGCAAUCACAUUUGUAGUCAAUGGAUUAAGUCGGAAGCGG